This is a messenger RNA of Limulus polyphemus (Atlantic horseshoe crab), 5585 nucleotides long. RefSeq lists its product as uncharacterized. Lineage: Eukaryota; Metazoa; Arthropoda; Merostomata; Xiphosura; Limulidae. The record is from RefSeq and is a predicted model, not a curated record. The transcript has 6 exons. Bases 244 to 4323 code for a protein of 1359 amino acids.
AGCCGUGAAUAUAACAGCGCCGUCUACAGAGGUUACACAAGUUAUUCACAUAUGUAAGGCCCAUUUGUCUUUAAAAUGCUCUUGAUCUUGUGGAGGUUGUAGAAUUUCAAUUAUUAGGGCCUUAGUGAAUUGUGGAUGUACCCCAGAACUUCUUUAAGUGCAGUCUUCAUCAGAAAUUGGAACGAUUGUGGUUUGGUCUGCUAACAUUUCUCUAAAAGAAGCUUGUUCAUUAAUUUCAAUGAGAUGUCUGAGGUAAAAUUAUUACAAAAUCAACCACACCAUUGUUUAUCUGAGAAAAGUACCAAUGGUUAUGUUGCAGGAACAAUCCAGAAUUGCAGUGUACAAGAAAAGUUUCUGGACAAGAUUAUUGCACCAGGACUAAGCAGGCUUUCCACUGCUCUAAGUGAAGGCUGUCUGGUCACCCAAGAUUCUAUGAAAAAAGCAGAACAUGUGAAAACUCAGCCUCAAGUGAUUGAUUCAUUUUCUGUACCUAGCUAUAGUCAAGACACAAAAUCACAUAGAAUGUUGUCACUACCAACUUUAAAUUGUUAUGCAUUAUCAGACUCUUUAUAUUCUGGAAGUGAUAAAAGUAAUAAAAGUUUUGUUCAAGCAAAAUCAUCAUGCACUGUUUUUUCCACUACAAACCAGAGUAGGGUUUCAGAAAAAUCUCCAGAAAUCUGUAUUUCAGAUGGAAACUUGCUGAAUAAAAAUGGUACAUUUGGGUUAUUUGUGCCUAUAAAACCGAAGCCAUCACUUCCAAUUAUAUCGUGUCCAACAAUAAGAAAACCUGAUAAGGAUCUCCUAGAGAACUUAACAAGUUGCCAUUUACAAAAUGCAUCUGCUAUUCACUUGCCAUUUGCAAAUGUAAAUGAAGUAGAUUUCAAACAGGAUGAGACUUCAUUAGGAAAAGUACAUGCACAAGACCUGUUACAAGAUACAUAUUCAAAAAAAGACAACUCUUGUCCAGCAUUGGAGCAAAAGGUUAUUAGUAAGCUGAAAUCUAAUUCAAGUGAUUCUAUUAGACAUGAAAUUCAGGAAAAUAAUGAGAGCAUAAAAGAAUCAAAAAAACAAAAUUAUACAUUUACAUUCAGUGAUGAUUUACAGUUUUUAAAGUCUGAAUUUAAAGACACUAAAAAUAUCCUAGAGGUCCUCACUGAGAGCUUAAUCUGUGAUGAUAAAGAGCUUUUAAACGAGUCUUUAAAUAAGAUUGAAAUGCAGUCUGACAAACAUCAGUAUGAUAAUUCUUUUAGGUAUGUGGUGAGAGAAAGGGCACUUGAAAAUGAUGAAAUUCUAAUUGUAAAUAAAGAAAUGGAAUGCAACAAAGAAUCUUCAUGUGAAAUGGCAGUUUCAGAAAGAAAAAAAGAUGUAUUAUUUCAGGAUGAGUCACAAAAGGAUUGUUUAGUAAAUAAUGAAGAGGGAAUUAAUAAAGUAUUCCAUUUGAAUCAGAAUGAUGAAAAUGAAAACUUAGCAGUUGCUGAGAAACACCAAAAUACUGAUGAUUUGUCUCCACUUAAUGUACCUUCAGAAAAUGAUGAUUACACAUCCAUUCCAUUUUCAGAAAAUUAUAAUUCUCUUCCUGCAGAAUGUCAUAGACUGAAUAUCUCAAUGGAAAUACCUCAGGUAAAUGAAUACAUACCAAAUCAUAAAAAUGUAGACUUUGAUAGCUUAAUAAACUACUCGAAAGUGUUUGGUGAUAAAGUUUUUUGUAAGAUAUCUUUGGAUGAAAUAGCUGAAAAAGCAAUAGAUUUUUGGAGUGUUAAAGAUUUUAACAAAAGAUGUUCUCAACAGACAUCAAAAUAUAAAUUAACAGAAACUUGUGCUGAAUCUGAAAAUUUAAUAGACUUUUCUUCAUUUGAUAUGUUUUUUUCAUGUAACUUGCCUAAAACUAAUAUAGAGUCUAUUGCAGAAAAUAAAGAUAAGUCUAAACAACAAAGGGAAAAUAACACCUUAAAACAACAAGACAUGAAAGCUAAUCUUAAUACAGUGGAAAUUACAUGUGAAAACAAAUUUCCAAAAAAUUUAUAUUCUUUACCAACUUCUUCACAAGAUUUAGAGAGAAAGAGUUUCAUUGAAAUGAAAAAAAGAAGUGUAGAUGAAACAGCAACCGAACACACUGAAAUGAAUGAUGCAUCAAUAGAAAAAUUUAGCUUGAACAAUAAUAAUUUUGAAACCUCUCAAGUUAUAAUGACUGAUCUCACAAAUCCUGGAUCAACUAGAGAUGUCUUAACAAAAACUGAAUCUGCCAGUCAAAUUGAAAAUAUGGCUAAGAAGCUGUGCUCAUCAAUAACAGAUGAUAUGUUCAGAACUUCUUCAAAUCAAGUAUUUACAGAAAUUAUGGACCUUUCAUAUGAACCAUCUUUUGUAGACAUUUCAGAAAUUAUGCAAGUAGAUUUCAAAAAGGGCGAUAAUACUUGUAGUGAUGUAUAUUCAAACAGUGAUAAAGAGAAAGAAAGUAUAGAUCAACCCUCUAUCUUUUGUGGCACAAAUAUAUUACCUCUUCAAAAUUUUGAAUUACAGCCUGAUGAAAGAGGUUUGAAAUCAGUUGGUUUACUAAGUGAUAAUGAGCUUUAUCAUCAUGUGGAUUUUUUAAGUAAUAAUAAAACUCAAUUGAAAUGUGAUAGUAUUUGUAAAAAUAAGGUUAAAAAUUUUGAUAUGAAUUUAGUACAAAACCAGUUGGAUGAAGAAUUAUUAGAAUCAACAAAGAUUUCACAUGAAAAUCAACAUUUGAAUAGAAAUCUUGAGAAUGAAAUGGAGAAAAUGACAUUUUUGAAAGGUCUUGGUUUGAAAUCACUCUCCUGUUGUGACACUAGGGUAAAUCCUUAUGAACGCUAUGCAAGUUGUUUGGAUGUCUUAAAAGACAAAGUGAUUAGUGCCUACUUAAAGAAUCCUCUCAUACCUUCAGACAGAGUAACAUCCUUCUACUGCUAUCUUUGCAAGACAGGACAUCUUCAAGCUGGAAAAAUGACAUUUGUAUCUGAAGUGUAUCGCAACUUAAGAAGUACAUCCAAACAAGUUUUACCAAAUACAAUAUCUUCAAAAAAAGAUUUAUUACCUAAAGAAAUGAAAGCUCCAGUUCCUCCUUGCAGUGCUAUAUCUACAAGUCAACUUGAAGAAACAAGUCUUUUUUCUUAUGUACCUGGCCAAAAUAAUGAGAAUCAGGACAUUGUAGCUGAGUCUUUGAACAGCAACAGCUGUAACGGUCCAUUAAAUACAAAUACAGUAACAUCUGAAUUUGAUAUAUCUGUGUGUAACACAUCUCAAUCUGCUUCACAUAGCAACAUUCUCCUAACCUCAAACCUUUCCACUGUAUUCCACCCAGUAUAUACUAAAAGUAAUUUAUGUACUACUGUUCAGGGGACUUCAUCAACUUUGAGGCAGAGUUGUUGUGAAAACUCCAAACCACCACAAUCUUUAUUGCCAGCUUUGAAACCUAAAACUACAGAGUCUUCAGAAACAUUACCUCUAACAAGUCAUCAGGUAUCCCACAAAAGAGUUUCCUUUUCUCCAACACAGUCUGCUACAUAUACUCAAUCUGUAUCGAGACCUGUUACUCUAGUGACUUCGGAUGCUUUACCAAUUGGAAUGAAUUUAUCUGAAAUAUCUCCUAGUAGUGCAUAUUUUUCCACCCAACACUCUUCUGUUAUUACCACUGUAGCAUCAAGAUCUUUGGAAUGUGUUAGUAACCUUGAACAAAGGAGCCAAGAAAAUUAUUCUGUUAUUCUUGUGCCUUUUAGUAAGCCAGCAAACCUUAUGAGUGGUGGAAAAAUACAGAUAGCUGUACAAUCUCAUAGAUCACCAAACACACAAAAUAAAGGAACUUUAAACCAAGAGAAUUCCAUGAAUCAUGCGAGUCCUGUGAGGAAAGGGAAACUUGAAAAAAGAGAAAUUUCAGAGAAUGUUUCUACCUCAAUUAUUUUACCUCACUCCAGCAAUAAAACAGAAAAAGAGCUAGAAGAAAGUAACAAUCACAUCUCAAAUAACAGAGUUUUACCACAGUCAGCAAAGAGGAGAAAGAAAGCAUUGGAGUGUGAAGAAUGCGGUAAAUUAUACAGUGAGACUAGUAGCUAUGCAUUUCAGAAACAUGUACGUCGACAUAAGCUAGGGAAACAGAGUAAAAGCAGUAGCUUCAGCAAUGCUACAAGAUUUGCUUCCUACCCAAACAAAAAUGAAGAACGAAUGAAACUUCGAGUUCGUACUUUUAAAUGUCAAACUUGUGGGAAAGCCUACACUGACAAUAACAUUCUCAAGUGGCACAUUCAGACUGUCCAUAAUGCAGAAGUGGAAACAGAAGAGGAAACCAAUAGAUUAAAACUACAUAGUUAAUGAUUUAAAAUAUAUAAUAAGAUUUUUUUUUAUUCAGGUAAGCUCUGUUAAUUGAUCUGUAAGUUUGUAAAAUUCUUAAUUUCAUCAUAUUGAGCUAUGAAAUUUAAGUCCAGAUAAUUACUGAUAUAAGGACAAUUUGGUGUUUAAAUAUUUUAUAUCAUUGUAAGUGGGUAGAAUUUUAUACACUAAUCCUUUUUUGGCUAGCAAAUUUUACAUCUAAUUUCAGUGAGGUUUGUACAUUAUAAAAUCAACAAAAUUUUCUUUCACAGAAUGUAUGUUUUAAAAGAGUAAUUCAUAUUAAAUUUCAUAAAUUUUACACAUACCAGUCAUUUACAGUAGGCUUCUUUUGUAAACCUAACUAAACAUGAGCAUGGUUGUAGUGAAUAAAUUUGCUAUUAUUAUGAUUUUCUGGAAUGUAUACUUGAAAAUAGUAUAAUAUAUUUUCAUUUCAGGUAUUUCGUACUGCAUGUACCAGCAUUGUCUCUUUGUUGUGUGUGUUUGCUAAAUGGUAAAUCACAUUUGCCUUUCAUGAAUAUCAGUGUAUCUUUGAGAUUUCAGCGAAGUGUGACAUGCAUGUGUUGGUGAUAUUACUACAUGUGAUAUGACAGCUUCCAUAAAAAGAUAUGCCAGGCAUUUUUAAGAACAUGAGUUUUGAUAUGACAGCUUCCAUCAGAAUAUUUGCCAGGUAUUUUCAAGAACAUGAGUUCUGAGCUCAGAUGAAGCUACCAAUGGUUUUUAAUAUGCUUUGAGACUUUCUUUUUUCCUUCCAUAUAGCUUAUUUUGGUACAAAGUUUGUAUUGCGAUAUUAAUGAUAACAUGAAAACAAUGAUUAACUAAAUCAGUUAACUUGGUGUCAAAUUUGUAUUGUAAAAUAUCAUGAACAAGCCCAUUUUAAUGCUGUUAUCAAUCAUUAUACUCUGUAGCUGCAGGUAAGAAAAAAAAAGCCAUAAUAAAUGGCCUUAAGAUUUUGAAGAGCUUGUUACAUUAGGUUUCUAGGACCAUUUUUGUGGGUAUUGUUUUGUCAGCUGUUUAUCAUUUACUACUUUAUUACCAAUUCUGCACUAUAAAUAUUACUGAACAAAGAUGAGUACAGAGUUACUUGUGCUAUUUUUAGGAACUCAGGAAUAAAACAGAAAUAUUUAAUCUUGUAAGAAAAGUUAAUAAUUAUUUUGGUGAUUGAGAGUAUGCUCUACAGCAGAAUAAAAUAAAUAAUAAUGAAACUUAUAUGUGAAUAAAAUUUUUAUCCAUCACUAUUUAUUUAG